Molecule: messenger RNA, 2592 nt
Organism: Lachancea nothofagi CBS 11611
Lineage: Eukaryota; Fungi; Ascomycota; Saccharomycetes; Saccharomycetales; Saccharomycetaceae
Source: the annotation of a GenBank genome assembly
AUGUUUAAAGUGUCAGAAAGGAUUGUACCGGCUUCGCGGCUCCUGUUCAGGACGACCGCGCUGCGGUCUUUCCACUAUGGCCCUCUUAGAAGGGUACACCCCACAUCAUACUAUCAUUCGUUUGUACGCCCUUCCAGAUCAAUGUAUCUAUCAUCAGAGCUUCUUCAUCAGUUGACGCACAAAAGGUUUGCCUCGUACUUCCCCAAAAUCAUCGCCAGGGCGAUCAAAGUGCCAGCUUAUAUCGGCGGAGGGGCAGCUGCUGUGAGUACUUACGUGGCAUACAAAGUGGAAGAAGCUACCAAUUUCUCGCACGAGAAGCUUUCACAGCUCAAGGACUUUGCGUAUAACAUGAAGGAUAAAUUGAGCGGCGCUUUUGGUAAAAGUAGCAACGGGAAUGGAGACGAGAACGGGGACGGCAACGGUGGGGAACCCUUGGCCACAGGCGCUUUACUAGCGUCUCUGAGCAGUGACGACUCAAGGUCUAAAGGAGCGCAAGAUUCUGACGAAGAAGAGGAUGAGGAAGAAGAAGAAGAAGACAACACAGAAGAUGAGAUUCUGAACCUGACCAAGCAAAUGAUCGAGAUACGAGCCAUUCUUAACAAAGUAGACUCGUCGUCUGCAAAUCUAACCCUGCCAUCGAUUGUGGUGAUUGGCUCACAAUCUUCUGGUAAGUCCUCCGUGCUUGAAUCUAUAGUGGGUAAGGAGUUUUUACCAAAGGGGUCUAAUAUGGUCACAAGAAGGCCUAUUGAAUUAACUCUGGUCAAUACAGCUGGCGUGAGCGAAACGACUGCAGACUUUCCCUCACUACGUGCGUACAACAUCAAGGAUUUCAACGAAGUAAAAAGAAUUUUAAUGGAGCUCAAUAUGGCAGUGCCUUCAACUGAAGCGGUAUCAGCAGACCCAAUUCAGCUUACAAUCAAGUCUUCUCGCGUUCCUGAUUUAUCUUUGGUUGAUUUGCCCGGCUAUAUUCAGGUGGAAGCCGCUGAUCAGCCCUUAGAGUUGAAGUCCAAAAUCCGUCAGCUGUGUGAAACCUACUUGGCAGAACCGAACAUCAUAUUGGCGAUAUCAUCAGCCGAUGUUGAUCUAGCAAAUAGCAGCGCCUUGAGAGCAAGCAAAGUGGCGGACCCUAAAGGUACAAGAACCAUCGGUGUCAUCACUAAAUUGGAUUUAGUUGAACCUGCCCGAGCUAAAGAAAUUUUGAAUAGCAAGAAAUACCCUCUAAAAAUGGGGUAUGUGGGUGUUAUCACUAAAGCACCUAGCACUCCUUUGAAGUUUUUUGACAGCGGUUCUAAACAAGGGCUAUUCACGCGUAAAAAUACUAAGGAAACUGAAGUUGAACAUACUCGUUCAUUUGAACGUGAUUACUUCAAAAAUAACAAAAGUUACUUUGCCAAUUGCCAGGUGUCAACCAAAAAGCUGAGAGAAAAAUUAAUCAACAUAUUAGAGGUUUCCAUGUCAGAUGCGCUCGAACCCACUUCGAGGCUGAUCCAUCAAGAGCUCGAUGACACAUCCUAUUUGUUCAAGGUUGAGUUCAAUGACCGUCAGCUUACACCAAAAUCGUAUUUACUGAACAAUGUGGAUGUAUUAAAGCUGGCUAUCAAAGAACUUCAAGAAAAGUUCAACAGGUAUGAAUUGAAGUCUAUCUUAAAGGCUGACUUAGACCAGCGAGUUUUGGACUUAUUAGCUACUCGCUACUGGAAAGACGCAAACCUACAAGAGCUUUCAGCCAAAAGUAAUGAAAAAGACGACUCAUCAGCUCUGUACUGGCACAAGAAAUUAGAACUAUCUUCAGGUAGCCUAACAAAGAUUGGUGUAGGAAGAGUAUCCACAACACUGGUAACAAAUGCCAUUUUGAAGGAGCUAGAGAAUGUUCUCGAUUUGACACAACUAAAGAACCACGAUCUGAUCAAAGAACUCGUGAAUAAUACAGCAGUAAAUGUGCUGAAUGCGAAAUACUAUGCCACGGCAGACCAAGUAGAAAACUGUAUCAAACCCUUCAAGUAUGAGAUCGAUCUCGAAGAACGUGAUUGGUCAGUAGCUCAUGAUCACACUACAAAACUCAUGCGUGAAGAGUUGAGACAAUGCACCGACAGACUGCAAGCCAUUAAAAGCUCGAUAGGAGGCCGCAAGCUAUCACAAGUUAUGUCAUAUUUAAAGCAAGAUCCUGGCCGCCAAGAAACGCUAGGCUUUUCUGCUCUUUUGCUGGAACGUGGUAGGGAAGCUACUUUCUUAGAGAAUAGGUCCCAAUUACUGAAUUUCCGGCUCAAAACCUUGAAGAAUAGAUGCCACUCUACUGCGGACAAAGAUUUGUGCCCAGAGGUUUUCUUGAAUGCUGUGAGCGACAAGUUAACCUCUACUGCAGUACUUUUUUUGAAUGUGGAGUUGCUGAGUGACUUUUUUUACAAUUUUCCUAUCGAACUGGAUCGUAAACUGACGGCUUUAUCAGAUGAGCAGGUAGAGCUGUUUGCGAAGGAAGACCCUCGAAUUGCGCGUCACAUCGACUUACAAAAGCGCAAAGAUUUGUUGGAAUUGGCACUAGAACGCAUCGACUCUAUCUUGCUGUUCAAAAAGAGUUACAAAAAUAUGAAAUAG